AUGAGUCCGGCCUCGGAAGAACACACGCAAGCUCCUAGCGCACCGGCCCCGGUGGAACGGAGUGCAGGCACUGCGUCGCAGGUCUGCAGCAGCUGCAAGAGGCUGAAAAGAAAAUGUGAGCAGAAGAUAGGAGGGAGACCUUUGCUCAAGACUUACCUUAUUGUCCUGCCAGGUGAUCGGAAACAACCAAGUUGCUCAAGAUGUCGUGCGAGUGGACUGGAUUGCCAAUAUGGACAGCCCAGGCGUCGACCAGGCCCCGCGAAGGGCUCCAUUCAGUCUCGAACAACCCUCCUGCUUGACAAAGUCCGGCACCUAGAAGACACCCUACAAAGCCUAGUUGGAGGAGCCAAUACACCAGCCCUGCCAUAUUCUCCACCAAGACAGAACUAUACAACACUAUUCGAAGGAGACGCAUGGGGCUCUUUAUGUACAGAGCUUCCAUCUCAUAGCCCGCCCGAUACCAAUGGAGAUGCACACGAUUAUACUCAACAAACAGACAACCUUCUUUCAGCCGUCACACCACCAGUGUAUCAAGAGUCGCCUCCGAGUUUGCAUGUUUCGAACGAAAGUCGGAUUGGCCAUAUCAUAGAACAUGCUGUCGUCCGCACAUCGAACGAUGAGGAAAAGGAUACUCUAUUGCACCUCUACUUUGAGCACAUCCAACCCGCCUUCCCAAUGUUUCGAAAGACCUUAUUAUAUGACGAGCUCUCAGCCAAUAUAAUCCCACCCGCCCUGUUAUAUUCCAUGUUUGCAGUAUCUUCCCGGUUUGCCGGCAUCGGCUGCCAUGCCGACUCAAGUGCCGCAAAUAGACCAGAAGAAUACUUCAACGCGGCCUAUAAAAGAUUCCGCCAGGAGGUGGAUCGAAAUCGACCAGUGGAACUGAACGACGUGAAAACCGCGUGUCUCCUGGCAUUAUACGACUACACAUCAGCACCUACUCGCCGGGCAUGGCUACUCGUGCGAGAGGCGAUGAGUCUAGCAUUAGCUGCGCGGUUACACGAGGUAGACAGUCUCGAUUCAUUAGGAGAAUUCACCGAUCCUGAAAAGGAGGAGCGACGGUUCGUGUGGUGGACAGUCUGGAAAUUAGACUGCACGGUUAAUGUCGCGACGGUCACGCCCUUUGGAAUCGAUUGUCGCAUGAUAGGAACAGCUUUGGUAUCAACUACUGUUCAGAACUUCACAGCCGACGCUUUAGGGCCGAUAGUACCAGUGAUUCCGGAAAUGGAUCCGGUCAAGUCCUGGUCUUCGAUUGUGGCGCCGAAUCUACAGGAUACCGGGGAUGGAUUCAAUACCCAUAUCUAUGCGGUUUCUCUACUGAGAGCGGUUUCGGAAUGUCAACAGCGUCUCAAUGCAAAGUUAUGCCCGGAGGAAAUCGCUCGGGCAGAUAGUCUGAACCACAUUCUCUCGUCCCUUCAUCUCGUUUUCCCGGAAUGUUUCUUCAGUCCGACUAAGCGUCUUAUGGAAGAGGAACAUGCUCACAGAUUACGGCUCGAGACUAAUAUUAUGUUGAAUACUGCCCGGCUUAUCUUACACGAACCUACCCGACAGCUUGUAACAGGCAUGGGCGUUUCUUCGGACUCAACACUAACGACCCUGAAAAGCUGGAAAGACAGCAUUGGAUUCGCACGGAAGAUUGCCUCUCUCUUUGAUCAUUGGCAGUUCAGCUAUUCUGCGUAUGCGGACCCAGUAAUUAGCUGUGCGCUAUGGCAUGCUUACUGCGGACUGAAACUGUACGGUAUGUCCGGGCUAGAUGAGUCGGUUUCAAGCUUCAGUUCUCCAGCAACAAUCAGUCUUGAGAAGUUGAGAUUGUCUUUGGAAAGCUUUACGCCUUGGUGGCCGAUUGCACGAGUGCUCAGAGGUAAGCGACGUUUUAUCUCGAUGGACUUCGGGUGA
Molecule: messenger RNA, 1893 nt
Organism: Penicillium paradoxum
Lineage: Eukaryota; Fungi; Ascomycota; Eurotiomycetes; Eurotiales; Aspergillaceae
Product: Zn(II)2Cys6 transcription factor
Exons: 5
Coding region: 1-1893 (630 amino acids)
Biological process (GO): regulation of DNA-templated transcription; DNA-templated transcription
Cellular component (GO): nucleus
Molecular function (GO): DNA-binding transcription factor activity, RNA polymerase II-specific; zinc ion binding; DNA binding
Source: RefSeq, a predicted model, not a curated record